Molecule: messenger RNA, 2023 nt
Organism: Umbelopsis ramanniana AG
Lineage: Eukaryota; Fungi; Mucoromycota; Umbelopsidomycetes; Umbelopsidales; Umbelopsidaceae
Exons: 8
Coding region: 31-1722 (563 amino acids)
Biological process (GO): transmembrane transport
Molecular function (GO): transmembrane transporter activity
Source: RefSeq, a predicted model, not a curated record
UUCACUUUUUCAUUUUUUCUUAUUGGCGUUAUGUCGGCACCAUCAGAUAACGCAUCAAGGAGGUCCUCAAGUACAGCUGUUGAGGAAGAAAUGCAAGCAGCUUCGCUACAUCAGGUCGAAUCCAAGGCAGAUAUCAAGGCAAAUCAGGACAUAGAAUCAGCGGCAGUCGAUCCAAUUGCGCAACGACGUGCAUCAAGACGACGAAUUUAUACCUUCAUUGGUCUGCAGCUCACCUUGUUUCUUGCUGCUUUAGAUGGUACAAUUGUUUCAACCGCUAUGCCUACCAUUGGAUCCGAAUUCAAUCAAAUGAGCAUCGUAUCAUGGGUGGCAACAGCUUAUAUCUUGACGUUUGACGCCUUCCAGCCAUUAUUCUCAAAAUUUUCUGACAUUUGUGGUCGUAAGGUGAUCCUGCUUGUAGGAACUGCUAUUUUCUUGUUCGGUUCCGUUCUCAGUGGUGCUGCAACCAGUAUCAUCAUGUUGAUUGUAUCUAGAGCAAUUUCUGGUAUUGGAGGCUCCGCAAUCCUGUCUAUGGUCUUUGUUAUUAUCUCUGAACUUGUACCAUUGGAGCAAAGAGGCAAAUACCAAGGUGUUGUCAAUGCUGUGUUCGCAAUUUCUAGCGUAUUCGGCCCUUUGAUUGGAGGCAGCUUCACUGAUCAUGUCACUUGGAGAUGGAACUUCUAUAUCAACUUACCACUUGGUGCGGUAGCUAUGGCUAUCAUUUUCUUCUUCCUUGACUCCCCAAUUCCCAAGGGUACUAUCAAGGAAAAGUUGAAGAGAGUAGAUUAUGUCGGCACUAUGAUCGUUCUAUCGUUUGCUACAUUGUUUUUACUCGCCAUGAACUUUGGUGGACAAACGUUCCCAUGGAAAUCCGCUGCAGUUAUUGUUCCGCUGGUGUUAACUGUCGUUCUGAUCGUCGCUUUGUGUGUUGUGGAAUCUCGCUUUGCUAAGGAACCCAUCAUGCCACCAAGAUUGUUUAAGUCUCGUUCAGUUGUCGCUAUCAUGUGCACCAACUUCUUCUUUGGUUCUACUUUCUUUGCUAUGGUUUAUUAUCUGCCAGUGUACAUGCAAGUUGUUCGUGGUGAUUCUGCAACUCAAUCCGGUCUGCGAUUGAUUCCUAUGCAGCUGGUUAUUUGUGUUCUCUCUACUGGUGCUGGAUGGGCAAUUUCACGAUUUGGACAGUGGAAGCCUUUCUUGCAUUUCGGUACUGCCAUUCUGUGUGUCGGUACUGGACUACUGAGCUUGUUCGAUGAAAACAGCUCCUGGUCAAUGGUGUAUGGUAUUACCAGCUUCUGCGGUCUAGGAAUCGGUUCUUUGUAUGGAUCAGCUCUCAUCGGUAUUCAAGCCUCAGCUGAACCUAGAGACAUUGCCGUCGUCACCGGUCUUUGCAAUUUCACUCGUAUCCUGGGUGGUGCAUUGGGUAUCGCUAUUGCUUCGGCUAUUAUCAACUCCUCAUUGACUGCGUCUUUGCCUCAACACAUGCCUUCAGAAUACGCCCUCCAGGUUAUCGACAGCUCGCUCUAUGUUCGUGAUGGUCUGCCUUCUCAAUACUUUGAACCUACCAUGGUAUGCUAUGUAGCAGCUUUGAAAUUGCUAUGGCAGGUUAUGACUGCCUUUUCGGGGGUCGGUUUCCUUGCAUCGCUCUUUAUCAAGCAUAGCAGUCUUCGCAGGGAUAAGGCCAAGCCAAUGAUGCCGUCAUUGAAGUCAGCGACCACGACACUGUAAGCAGUCCAAAGCAAUAAUCUACGUAGAACGGACGCAGAUCGACGGCAGCGAUGAUUGGGCCAUUGUCCUGAUCGAACCGAUAUCAAUUCCCAUAUUUUUUUUCUCAUUCCCAUAUCUACACGUUUCCUUUCGGCAUUUUGGAAUUCGUUGCAACCAUUCAACUAUUGUAAUUUGACCCUCACAUAAUUAAUCCCCUUCACGUGCACUGUUCUCAACAAACAUCUGUUAUAUACACACAUCAACAUAUAAUAAACGUUUUUUUUUUAUUUUGUACCAUUUAGAAUGUUACUAUAAUACUAAA